AUGGGGGAGGAUAGCGGGCUGAGCUGCCGCAGCAGCGCUGCCAAUCCCCAGGACCUUGGUACUGCUGCUGUUUCUGCUGCUGCUUUUGCUGCUGCUUCUGUAGCUUCAGUGUUUGCUCCGGCUGCUCUUGCUGUUGUUGUUCCAGCUUGUGCAUUUACCUCAAGAAGAGAGGUACAACAGCUAGCAGAAGCAGCAGCAGGUGCGGCUGCAGAAGCAGCAAGUGCAGCAGCAACAAAGGGAUCAGCAGCAGCAACGGGAAGCAACGUCAGAAGCAGGAGCGAGAAGAGUAACAUCAGAAGCAGCAACGGCAGCAGCAACAGCAACAGUAGUAGCAGCAGCAGCAACAACAACAACACCAGUAGCAGCAGCAGCAGCAGCAGCAGCAGUAACACACUCUUACUCUAUCUUGAUCAGAAGCGAUUUUUUGAGGGAUACGUAGAAGCAGAAGCAGCAGAUAUGAGGCAAGGCGCAUCUUCUUUUCUAACAAACUCGGGUUCCCCAUGUUUCUCUCGAGUACUCCUGGGGAGUAUGGCUGUUUGGCCUCUGGCGCAGCGGCAGCUGGCACAGCAGCAUUUGCUGCUGCUGCUGCUAUUGCUGCUGCUGCAGCAGCAGCAGGGAGGCGUGGGCUUGCAAAUUAAGACAAGAAAAGAGGAUAUAAACCCUAGCAGACUUCGCAUCUUCUUUGUCCCCCCUAGCAGAGUUCCUGACAUUCCUGCGGUGAAUGUACACCGCAGGAAUUGUUCCUAUGCUGCUGCUGCUGCGUGCAGCAGCAGCAGCAGCAGCAGCUUAUCUUGUGGGGGUUCCGAUUCUGUAGCUGCAGCAAAUGACGCGAAAGAUAUAGCUGCACCUGCAGUGGACGCUGGAGCAGGAGCAGCAUCAGCAAACACUCCUGCUGCUGCUGCUGCAGCAGCUGCGGCAGCUGCUGCUGCAGCAGCAGCAGCAGGAGGAAAUACAGAUAUUGAUAGCCGAUUGGUUCAUACUGAGGGGAGGACUCGUGUGUCUCCUUUGUCCCUUUCCCCCUUUAAGGUGCCAAAGGAGAUGCUGCAGCAGAUCCAGCCUGGUGCUGCUGGUGGUGCUAUUUCUACUGCUGCUGCUAUUACUCCAUACGUUGCUACAGGAGUAUCGCAUUUCAUGGAUAAGGCAACAGACACGGUGAUCCCUAAGGCAACAGCAGCAGCAGCGGCAGCAGCAGCACGAGAAGCAGCAUGGAAGCACUGCCAAGAGGGGGGGACAGCUGAGGAGGUUGCAGCUGCAGCAGAAGCUGCAGCAGCAGCAGCAGCAGCGGCAGAAGAAGAAGCUGCUGCUGCUGCUGCUGCUGCAGGUACCCCUAGGUAUGACGACCUGUGGGGAUACGCCAGCAGCUAUAUUAACCGUCUAGUAGCAGAGGAGGAAGAAGUGGAAGAAGAAAGACAGCAGCAGCAGCAGCAGAAGCAAGCAAGCGGUGUCAGUGAAGAAGAUAUCGAUAUUAGUGCUGAGCCACGUUUUAUUCCCGAUGACUGGACAGAUGUCCCACGGCCUUUUGUAGCCUUCUGGAUUGCUGCCUUGACUGCGUCAGUGCGGAGCCUCGACACCCGCACAGCAGCAGCAGCAGCUUGGCUGCGCAGCGGGCAUCGGCAGCAGCAGCUGCAGCAAUACAAAACACCCUGGAGGCUGCAGCAGGAAGCAGAGCAGGAGGCGCAGCAGCGACAACAUAACCAACAGCAGCAGGGACAGGAGCAGCAGAAGGGGCAGCAGCAGGAGAAACAACAGGAGCAGAUGGAGCAGCCACUAAACCCAGGCGAGCCUUAUACCCCUGCCGGAAGCAGCAAACGAGAGAGGCGAUGA
Eimeria maxima is the source of this 1824-nucleotide messenger RNA. RefSeq lists its product as hypothetical. The transcript has 3 exons. The record is from RefSeq and is a predicted model, not a curated record. NCBI's taxonomy places the organism in Eukaryota, Apicomplexa, Conoidasida, Eucoccidiorida, Eimeriidae. Bases 1 to 1824 code for a protein of 607 amino acids.